GCUAUUUUGGACCUGCCACCAAAGAUAAGGGACCAUAUUUGUCAUUUUCUCCAUGGAAAAAUGACAAUCACUAUUCCAGUUACUCUUGUAAAUCAGUCCCUUCCUGUUCAAUUAGUCUUUGGUAAGUUGAUUUGAUUUAACAUAUUCAUCAGAAACCCUAAACCCCUCAUUAUCUACGUAAUUGUGGCAGAUGAUAAUGUAUCCAAUUGAUAAUUGAUUCAAUUUCUUGGUAAACAAUGCUGUGUGUUCGAAGAAAAUUGGGCGAAUUUUGUAGACAACAUCACACGUUGUCUAGCCGUGAUGGGCCUAGUGUGACGUUGAAGAAAAAGGUAGGUGAAUUAAAGGAGAAGAAGAAACGAAAAGACCCUAGGAAAAAUCAGUUAUUUGUACAGGUACCUGAUUCAAGAUCAUUUCUUGAUACUGCUACUAUGCCCAUGAUACUCACUGUAGUUGGCACCGCACUUUUCGCAAAGCUCCUCAUGAUGUAUGAUGACUCGAAGUCCCAAGAAAUGAUCGAGCGAAAAAUAAAGAAUGCGCCUGCUGGUCAAGGGACAGUUAGGAUGCUUACCCGCGAGGAAUGGGAAUCAGUUCAGGAUGUGCGCCCAAGAACCCCGUUUGAAUCUAAACUAGCUCGUCCAAAUGCAAGGCUAAGGACAGGGGAGCCUUUGAAGAUGGAAGAUGUCAAGGAUUGGACAAUAGAUGUUAUAACUGAUGCACUAACACGAGCUGAAGAAUGUGCUAAACAAGGAUCUAACUAGCUUUUAAGUUGAUAAUAUUGGUGAGCUUGUUCAAUCACAGCUGCUUCUUAUAUACCAGAAGGGCUUGUCUACCUCAGAUGGCCAUUUCAACGUACCAUCCUUCUAUUAACAGAGGUGGAAAAUAUUGCCUUUCUAACCGGGCAGCAAUUGCUAAGCUUAGUGCUAGCUUAAAGUGUGCCGUGCAAAAUCUUAGAACCUCGAAGAUUUUUCCCUAUAGAAUGUAUUCUAUUGUUGUGAUAGUUUGUUUGUCUUUUACGUUGUUAGAAAUGGUAAACUUAGGUCAACAUACUGAACAUUUCCUUUGAAUCACAUGCCAGAAAAUAUUGGUCUAAGAAGCCUCUCUUUUGAGUUGCUUCUAAUUGUCUUCAUGAGUAUAGUCGGAAUUGGUAGCUAGAGGAAAAAUGCUAAUUCUUGGUGUUAUGUUGGA
Molecule: messenger RNA, 1185 nt
Organism: Lycium ferocissimum
Lineage: Eukaryota; Viridiplantae; Streptophyta; Magnoliopsida; Solanales; Solanaceae
Exons: 3
Coding region: 237-758 (173 amino acids)
Source: RefSeq, a predicted model, not a curated record